UUCGGGGGUAUAUAGGCAGAAGGCUUCAAAAAUAUCUUAAGUUUGAGCCCGGGGAUUCAGUGCUGCGUCACUACCGUAUGGUUGCUUGAGACCUGCAGAAGAAUUGACUUAUCCGAAAAACUUUGUCUACACGUUCAAGUGUCUUGUGACCUUCACAACGUUUCAACACAACUUUUGCAAGCUUUACACGGGAGGAUCGAUCUAUCAUCACAGUCAUGGCGGAGUCACUCAAACAGGCUAUUGACGACACCACCCUCGACUUGGGUCAGUUUCUGUCCAACUUCCCCAUUCCCACGCCGGCACAGUUUGCGAUUCCACCGCCGUCAGAAGCUCUGUUCCCCCCGACACCGCCCACCUCACCGCCGAACAACAUGUCCAGCACCUGGGGAAACAUCAAGUCUGAGCAGCCGUCCAGCUGCACGCUGCAGGGCGAGCAGGCGUCCUUCACAGAGCUACAGACGCCACAGUCCAACUACAUGUCAAUCCAGAACCAGUUCAACUGGUGCAACAGCCACCCCAUGAACUGGUCCUACACACAGGUGCGCGGCUUCCUCACCUGGGCAGUUGCCGAGUACGAGCUGCCGCCGCACGAGAUCAACUUCGAGCACUUCCGCGUCAACGGCGCCAAGCUGUGCAUGAUGAGUCGGGAGGAGUUCUCCCUGCUUUGCCCCAACUAUGGAGACAUCUUGUACCUCUCCAUUGGCAAAGUGCUGGAAGAAGCUCAGUACCUCUAUGACCCAACCCCUGCCUUCUGUGAAGGCCCCAGUGACACUACUAUGUCAGAGUCAGUACGUGCUAUGCAUGAGGAGAUGAUGAACAUGGACUUUAUCCAAGCCCCUGUGGACGACCUGCCCAUGCAGGACCUGUUCCCAGACUGCGGCGGGAUCACCGCUGACGACAUCGACGUCAACGACAAGUUUGAUGAUGUCAACGUUGAGCUGGGCGACUUCCCACCCAGCCCGACCUCCACAGACGAGUCCUACUCAUCCAUGUCACCCGGACGCAACUCACCGUACUACUGUGGCAGCGAAUCAGACUACGGUAGUGGUGACCAGACCCUGGGUAACCUCUUCAUGCCACGAUAUGAGACAAGUGACGGGGACUCCGACCACGACAGCUAUGGAUCCUCUCCCCGCAGGAGCUACCCAGAUGAGUUGCACAUGUAUGACUCGGACAAAGAGGUCAAACCCACGGUGGAUUUCUCAGUGCAAAAUGCACCGAUCAACAUGAAGAUCAAGCCCGGCGGUGCCCCCGAGAGGAGGGCCCGCGGCCGCCCGAGGAAGGUGCGUCCCCCGACCGAGGAACUGCUCACUACAGGGAAGAGAGGACGCCAGCAUAGCAAGGGCAACCAUCUGUGGGAGUUUGUGAGGGACCUGCUGAAGAACCCGUCCACCAACCCCAAGGUCAUCAAGUGGGAGGACAGGCGGGACGGCAUCUUCCGCUUCGUCCAGUCCGAGGCCGUCGCCAACAUGUGGGGCCGCAAGAAGAACAACCCCAACAUGACCUACGAGAAGCUGUCCCGUGCUAUGAGGUACUACUACAAGCGUCAGAUCCUGCAGCAGGUGCCUGAGCGCCGCCUAGUGUACAAGUUUGGUCCUGCAGCUACAGGGUGGCAGGACAAGGAGUAGCAGUCUUGUGGUUCCCAUGGUAACACUGUUCUGACCAUGCCAUCCCUUGUGCUUCAGGUAUUACUACAAGCGUCACAUUCUGGAGCGCGUUGAUGGCAAGCGCUUGGUCUAUCGCUUCGGAGCCGAGGCCAAGGGGUGGAGGGAGAACGAGUAGUGUUACCAUGGCGACCACCAUGACUGCAAACAUCCCGCAGUUACGGCGAUGUUGAUCUUACCAGAACGUGCCCAUGGUUGCAGUUACAUCCAUGGCAAAAAGUCAGCUUGGCAUUCCCUGGCAAAAUUUAACGUGAAGCACCAAGUGUUCACUAGAUUUGGUCUUAUUUGUAUUUUCCUAAAGCAAGUUAGUAGGGUGGUGUGUAUUAUUGUCAGAAAAUAUUUGGAAUUUUUUUGUGUUUUAAAUUUUUAUAGGGUUUGGGAGACAUUAUUAAACAUACAUAUACUUUGUUACUCUUUAAGUUGAGUGCUGUGUAGAUUAAACAUUUGUUUAGUAAAAGUUAUGACAAGUAACUGAAGUAAGUGUUUUAUAAGAAAAGUAGAAAAAAAUACUAUAUAGUUAAGUUUCAUUGGUCAAGUUAUGGCCACAUAAAAACCAGUGACUUUUCUAGAAUAUUGGAGAAGUCCUACAUAUCAUAUUGAAGUACCAUAGCACACAGUGUCAUAUAUUAUGACAACUGUGUGUACUUGUGGGAAUGGUUUUUGGUAAGCAUAAGUUGAUGUUAUCAAAGUAUCCCCAAACACUGUAGCAUUGGAAUUUAUAUCAUGAAGUUUGUUUGAUGGUUGCAUUUAGUUACUGAAAACAUAAUUUCAAUUCCUUUGUAAGAAUUUGUAUACGGGAUUCGUUGAUCACUCAAUUAAUGUCUUAGAUUAUGUACAUAAUGUAUAUAUUUUAUCAGUUAGAACUUUUAUGUAAUGCUCUCAAAGGUGUUCAGUUUAAGUUAUGUAUUUUUUUAAUACCUAUCUAUUAUAUCAGUCAUAUGUAUCAAACAUCUUUACAAUAUUUUAUCAAAUUACGUACUCAAUGAUAUGUCAAACACCAGUACAAGAAUACUUAAUGAUUGUAACUGAGUAGUGUGGGAUCAUUUCAAUAGCAAAUGUUUUCAUCACACGGUGGUUCAUGUAUCAUGGUUCUUUUUAUAUCAAUAAAGGUUAAAAAUGGACA
Branchiostoma belcheri (Belcher's lancelet) is the source of this 2787-nucleotide messenger RNA. RefSeq names its product ETS homologous factor-like. NCBI's taxonomy places the organism in Eukaryota, Metazoa, Chordata, Leptocardii, Amphioxiformes, Branchiostomatidae. Bases 216 to 1628 code for a protein of 470 amino acids. The transcript has 10 exons. Gene Ontology annotation, molecular function: sequence-specific DNA binding; DNA-binding transcription factor activity, RNA polymerase II-specific. The record is from RefSeq and is a predicted model, not a curated record. Gene Ontology annotation, biological process: cell differentiation; regulation of transcription by RNA polymerase II. Gene Ontology annotation, cellular component: nucleus.